AUGUCUUUGAUGGAAAACUUUUCGCGACACAUCAUUCUCAAUGGGCUUCCAAAUAACAUCACCCCAGAAAAACGCGAUAAGUUCAAGAGUGCCUUCUUGAAAAGGAUCUCCGAGGUCCUUGGGCACUCUCGGUUCAAACUGCACAUCGUCAUGGACCCCGAGGAGGGGGUGGCGAAGGGCGCUUUCUUGAGCUUCGGGACGGAAACCGACGCGGAGGCGGCGUUGGCUAAGCUGAACAUGUACCACUUCACAAAAUCCUCCAUUUUCACGACCUACCGCUGGUCCGCCUUGGAGAAUGCGAAGAUGGAGGAGGAGGAGUACGUGCCGCCGCCCGUGAUGGAGGAGGAAGGCACUGAGGAGGACUUCUUGCACAACAUGGCCAUGGAUGAGCAGGCCCGGCCCCAGUUCAUCGUGAAAGGUGGUCUGGCGAUGGACUGCGAGUGGUACUGGUUUGACUGGGAAAGGAAGGAGCCGGUGCUUUACCGCCGCCCGAACAUCCGAAAGGAGGACCCUCUCGGAAAGUGGACCGAAAUGGACCGCCGUGAUAAAUCCCUGCGGGCUGGCCUUGUCAGCAGUGUUCUGCCGGUGGUGCGGCCGCUGCCGGUGUGGUCGACCUACGGCACAAUGAUGAUCUCCCAGCAGACAAAGGGUCUGAGGAUAUGGGGCGGGCGCAGUAUGCACCUCCUCUUCGAGAUUAUGGAAGAUGUUGAGGCGUUUAUGAUCUCGAGCAGCGAGCGGUACAUCGUCACCAAGACGGACAGGGAAGUCAGCGUGUGGAACCUUCGCACCGCGAAGAAGAUUCGUGCGCUAGGAAACCUGGAUCUGCACUUGGAUGAUCUCUGGCCUAUUGUGCGUUUUAGCGCUGACGACUCCCUCGUCGCGGUUUGCAAAGUGGGGUACAACCCACACGAAUCGCCCGAACCGACGGCCGGCCGCCUAUCUCUUUACAUCGCACGCAAUAUGCACCUCAUACAGGGUAGCGCUAGUCAAGAGCGUUUGCAGUACACCUUUUCCAUUCCUGGGCUCUACAAGGCGGAGUGGAACCCAGCCAUGAAGACGCAGAUCGCCUACGUCGUAGCACUUGGGCAAAAGCUGGGUUGGAAGUUGGUUAUCGCGAAUAUGCACGUCGAUCAGGGGACCAAUGUGGCCACCGAGGAGCAGCUGAUUCAGCGCCAUUUUCUGCAGGCGACUUCGCUUGAUAUGCUAUGGAGCCCGGCCGGUGUCCACCUCUCGAUCAAGGCCACAUUGAAGAACGCCACGGAGUACUUCCUUUUCCACAUCGGCCCUCGCUCCGUCGCGGCGAUGCAGCUGCGGAUCAAGCCUAGCUAUACAGCCGGACGCUUCGCAUGGCAGCAGAGCGGGGAUUACUUCGCAACCAUACUGAACAAGUCGCAGACGAAGGAUGGGACGGGCAGCGCGCAGUUGACAUCCGACCUCGGGCUUUUGCAAAUCCACACUAUCAAGAACAACAAGCUAAAGCUCCUGCAGGAGUUGACCACGUCCAUGACGCACCUUUUCUGGUCCCCAAAGGGAAGCUCCCUCGUUGCGGCGAAUUUCGACAAAUCCAUCUUACACUUCCUAUCAGUCACCGACGACGGCGCCGUAAAGGAGCACAAUAAGCUCAGCGCCGUGAGCGCCACGGACUGCCAGUGGGACCCUACAGGUCGCUUCUUCGCGACUUGGGUGUCUUCACUGCGCAACACCACAAUGGCCCCGCAGUACCGCAUUUUUAACUGCAACGGGGCGGAGCUCUUCCGAAAAGAGUCGAAGCCGUUUUCACACUUCGCCUGGCGCCCGCUGCCGCCUUCGCUGCUUUCCGAGGCAGAGGUGAAAAACAUCAAGGGUUCUGUGAAGAAACUCUUAGAGGAAUAUGAGGAGGCGGCGAAGGAGAAGCUGCUUAUCGAAGAACAAAAGAUUGCACGCAAACGGAAGGAUGCCGAGGAUACCUAUAUCAAAAGGAUGAACGACCUCGCCCGGAAGAUGCGAGACCAGCGGUUGGAUCAGAAGAGAAGGGAGCUUCAGAAUAGCUCGCGGUGGACCCGCUAUUGGGCCUCCUACAUUAAGGCCCUGCCAGAAGAGCGUCGUAUCAUCCACGAGGAUUUGACAGAGGAACGUGUCAUUUCAAGAAGACAGAUAGGAGCAGCCACUGGGGCCAUUGUGUAG
This is a messenger RNA of Phytomonas sp. EM1, 2163 nucleotides long. Lineage: Eukaryota; Euglenozoa; Kinetoplastea; Trypanosomatida; Trypanosomatidae. The record is from the annotation of a GenBank genome assembly.